This is a messenger RNA of Oncorhynchus mykiss (rainbow trout), 6417 nucleotides long. RefSeq names its product insulin like growth factor 2 mRNA binding protein 2a (gene igf2bp2a). The record is from RefSeq and is a predicted model, not a curated record. Gene Ontology annotation, molecular function: RNA binding. Lineage: Eukaryota; Metazoa; Chordata; Actinopteri; Salmoniformes; Salmonidae.
CCUGAUGCCACCUUUAUACCUGCCUGCUGGCCAUGAUGUGGAAGCGCUGAUGCUCCGGUCUAACAAACAUCUCCAAACAAUUGUUUUUAUAUUUCAGUCAGAUUUUAUUUAGAGGCGGCGCUUGUUGGCUCUAGAGUGGCGUCGUAACGACACUUUUCAAUCCCAGUAAAAAGAGUUUGUCCAGAGCACAUUUCGAGCUGGGGGUCGACUGCAUCUGGGGGGGUGAUUGCUUUUUUCUGCCAGAUUUUUCUAUUUUAUUUUGUAUUUUCUUAUUUAAAAAAAUACUUUACAGUUGAAUUUAAUUUCCUUGUGAUUUGAUUCCAUAUCAAAGAUUUGCCUUAAGAUCAUGAACAAACUAUAUGUGGGGAAUUUGAGUCCUUUGGUCACUGUCGAGGAUUUGAAGGAGCUCUUUGGCGAGAAGAAGCUUCCUGGGGCCGAGCAGGUUCUGCUCAAAUCCGGCUAUGCUUUUGUGGACUUCCCCGACCAAAACUGGGCCAUAAAAGCUAUUGAGACACUCUCUGGUCAAGUUGAAUUACAUGGGAAGGUGCUUGAGGUAGACUACUCUGUUCCCAAAAAGCUACGGAGUCGCAAGAUCCAGAUCAGGAACAUUCCCCCUCAUCUACAGUGGGAGGUUUUGGACGGCCUUCUAGCUCAGUAUGGUACUGUAGACAACGUGGAACAAGUUACCACGGACACAGAAACAGCUGUGGUGAAUGCCACAUACUCAACCAAGGAGGAGGCCAAAGUAGCCAUAGAGAAGUUGACGGGUCAGCCGUUUGAGGGCUACUCCUUCAGGGUGUCGUACAUCCUGGAUAUGGAUGCAGCUCCGCCCCUACCUGCCCCGCGGAUGCGUCGGGGACGUCGGUCGUCCAGGGACCAGGACGGGCCCCAGCCAGGGCCCUCGGGGGGCUUCGGGGGACCCCGACCCAAACAGCAUGACUUCCCCCUCCGCAUGCUGGUCCCCACACAGUUCGUAGGAGCCAUCAUCGGCAAGGAGGGCCAAACCAUCAAGAACGUCACUAAACAGACACAGUCCAAGGUGGACAUCCAUCGUAAGGAGAAUGUGGGAGCAGCAGGGAAGCCCAUCACCAUCCACGCCACCCCAGAGGGCUGCUCCUCUGCCUGCCGCAUGAUCCUGGACAUCAUGCAGAAAGAGGCCAACGAGACCAAGGAGGAGGAGGAGAUUCCUCUGAAGAUCCUGGCCCACAACAGUCUGGUGGGACGACUGAUCGGUAAGGAGGGAAGAAACCUGAAGAAGAUAGAAGAAGAGACAGGGACCAAGAUUACUAUCUCCUCGUUACAGGACAUAACCAUCUGUAACCCAGAGAGGACCAUCACAGUGAAGGGCAGUAUGGAGGCGUGCUGUAAGGCUGAGGGGGAGGUCAUGAGGAAACUGAGGGACGCCUACGAGAACGACAUCGCUGCUGUUAACCAACAAACCAACCUUAUCCCGGGGCUGAACCUGAAUGCUCUGGGAAUCUUCUCCACUGGUUUGUCUGUUUUACCACCAGCAACAGGCCCCCGAGGAGCACACCCCGGACCCUUCCUAUGUCCCUCUUCACAUCUUGGUGGUUUGUAUGGGGUUCUACCAGCCAGUGCCAUACAGUGCCAGCACUCACAGUCUCCAGAGCAGGAGGUGGUGUAUCUCUUAAUACCAACCCAGGCGGUAGGUGCUCUGAUCGGGAAGAAGGGGCAGCACAUCAAACAGCUAGCACGCUUCGCUGGGGCCUCCAUCAAGAUCGCCCCAGCAGAGAACCCUGGCGUCACUGAGAGGAUGGUCAUGAUCACCGGACCUCCAGCAGCUCAGUUUAAGGCACAGGGCAGGAUAUUUGGGAAGCUGAAAGAGGAGAACUUCUUCACAGCGAAGGACGAAGUGAAGCUAGAGACACAUAUCAAAGUUCCCUCGAAUGCAGCCGGACGCGUCAUCGGCAAAGGAGGCAAAACCGUCAAUGAGCUGCAGAACCUGACCAGUGCGGAGGUCAUCGUGCCACGAGACCAAACGCCAGACGAGAACGAUGAGGUCUUCGUAAAGAUCAGCGGGCAUUUCUUCGCCAGUCAGUCUGCUCAGAGGAAGAUCCGUGAGAUCAUCCAGCAGGUGAAACAGCAGGAACAGAAACACCAGCAGCAGGGAGCUCCCAGCAUGCACCACUCUAAGUGACCAGCAGGUAGAGCGGUGCGGCUCCCUCCCCCUCUCUCUCUCCAGCGGGCUCAAGCCAAUGAAUGUAGCCCUCCCACCUGGACGGACGACCAGACCAGCCAAUGGGACAAGGCAAAGCAGAACAGCAGAACCGGGAACAAAACCAAAGAACUUAAUUGAUCGGGGGGGGGAAAGUGAUGAGAGUCAAAUGCUUGGGGCAUUAUGUGCACUGCCAGCCCAGAGCGGAGAGAGAGGACGGGGAGAGGAAACGGACAUGUCAAAAUACAAUAUAUAUAAAAAAACAAGAUGAAGUAGGCUAACUAACAUACAGUAGGCCUAACAGACAGUAGGCUAACUAACAUACAGUAGGCCUAACAGACAGUAGGCCUAACAGACAGUAGGCCUAACAGACAGUAGGCUAACUAACAUACAGUAGGCCUAACAGACAGACAACAUCAAAACAGACAUGAUGGCAUUAGGAAGGUAGUUCUGUAGUUUAGUAGAAGGAUGAGUAUGAUGGUGUGAUUCAGGGAGAAGGACUGUCUGAGACGCUUGUGGUUCACAUUAAUAAUAAAAGUCAGUAUCCUUAACAGUACUAAGACAGAGUAGAACACAUGGUGCCUUCCAAGUGGCACCCUAUUCCCUACAUAGUGCACCACUGUUGACCAGAGCCCCGUAGACAUACAAUGGUAUAUACUAAACUAUGGCCUGGUAUUCGGUUACACAGCAGAUGGAAUGACAGCGCAUGUUGUGGCUUAAUAUCUAACAAAACUGGAUAUUUCCUAGAUUGAAAUGGGCUUUCAGUAGAACGGGGAACUUUAGACCGGGGCCCUAUAGGCCCGUAUAUGGAAUAAGGAGAAAAGUGUCAUUUUCAGCAGUGUGAACAGACAGCAGUGUGAACAGCAGUGUGAACAGCAGUGUCAACAGCAGUGUGAACAGCAGUGUGAACAGCAGUGUGAACAGCAGUGUCAACAGCAGUGUGAACAGCAGUGUCAACAGCAGUGUCAACAGCAGUGUGAACAGCAGUGUCAACAGCAGUGUGAACAGCAGUGUCAACAGCAGUGUCAACAGCAGUGUCAACAGCAGUGUGACCAGCAGUGUGAACCGCCAGGGGCUAAGGGCAUCCCCUCCGCCAGGGGCUAAGGACAUCCCCUCCGCCAGGGGCUAAGGACAUCCCCUCCGCCAGGGGCUAAGGACAUCCCCUCCGCCAGGGGCUAAGGACAUCCCCUCCGCCAGGGGCUAAGGACAUCCCCUCCGCCAGGGGCUAAGGACAUCCCCUCCUCCAGGGGCUAAGGACAUCCCCUCCGCCAGGGGCUAAGGACAUCCCCUCCGCCAGGGGCUAAGGACAUCCCCUCCGCCAGGGGCAUCCCCUCCGCCAGGGGCUAAGGACAUCCCCUCCGCCAGGGGCUAAGGACAUCCCCUCCGCCAGGGGCUAAGGACAUCCCCUCCGCCAGGGGCUAAGGGCAUCCCCUCCGCCAGGGGCUAAGGGCAUCCCCUCCGCCAGGGGCUAAGGGCAUCCCCUCCGCCAGGGGCUAAGGGCAUCCCCUCCGCCAGGGGCUAAGGGCAUCCCCUCCGCCAGGGGCUAAGGGCAUCCCCUCCGCCAGGGGCUAAGGGCAUCCCCUCCGCCAGGGGCUAAGGACAUCCCUUCCGCCAGGGACUAAGGACAUCCCCUCCACCAGGGGCUAAGGACAUCCCCUCCACCAGGGGCUAAGGGCAUCCCCUCCCCUCCCCUCCGCCAGGGGCUAAGGACAUCCCUUCCGCCAGGGGCUAAGGACAUCCCUUCCGCCAGGGGCUAAGGACAUCCCCUCCGCCAGGGGCUAAGGACAUCCCCUCCACCAGGGGCUAAGGGCAUCCCCUCCCCUCCCCUCCGCCAGGGGCUAAGGACAUCCCUUCCGCCAGGGGCUAAGGACAUCCCCUCCGCCAGGGGCUAAGGGCAUCCCCUCCACCAGGGGCUAAGGGCAUCCCCUCCGCCAGGGGCUAAGGACAUCCCCUCCGCCAGGGGCUAAGGACAUCCCCUCCGCCAGGGGCUAAGGACAUCCCCUCCGCCAGGGGCUAAGGGCAUCCCCUCCGCCAGGGACUAAGGACAUCCCUUCCUCCAGGGGCUAAGGACAUCCCUUCCUCCAGGGGCUAAGGACAUCCCUUCCUCCAGGGGCUAAGGACAUCCCUUCCUCCAGGGGCUAAGGACAUCCCCUCCGCCAGGGGCUAAGGACAUCCCCUCCGCCAGGGACUAAGGACAUCCCUUCCUCCAGGGGCUAAGGACAUCCCCUCCGCCAGGGACUAAGGACAUCCCUUCCUCCAGGGGCUAAGGGCAUCCCCUCCCCUCCGCCAGGGGCUAAGGACAUCCCCUCCGCCAGGGGCUAAGGACAUCCCCUCCGCCAGGGGCUAAGGACAUCCCUUCCUCCAGGUGCUAAGGACAUCCCCUCCGCCAGGGGCUAAGGACAUCCCUUCCUCCAGGGGCUAAGGACAUCCCCUCCGCCAGGGGCUAAGGACAUCCCCUCCGCCAGGGGCUAAGGACAUCCCCGCCGCCCAUUUCUUACUGUUCAUAUCUGAUUUGACUUUCUGCUUUUCCUUCCUGCAUCUCUGCUUCCUUCAUUUUCACAUCUCUCUCUCAUCUGGGUUUGUGUUUGUUUUUUACAUUAUAAUUAUUUUUUACAGCCUUUUAUUCCAUAUACAGGGCCCAUAGGGCCACGGUCUAAAGUAGUGCACUAUAUAUAGGGAAUAGGGUGCCAUAGGGUCGCGGUCUAAAGUAGUGCACUAUAUAUAGGGAAUAGGGUGCCCAUAGGGCCACGGUCUAAAGUAGUGCACCAUAUAUAGGGAAUAGUUGCUGGGACUGCUUGUCUCUUUCCUGUGAUCCUGCCGACCAAGGAUGGGUCUGAGGAGCUAUUUGGCGUCUCAGCUAGCCUAGCUGCUAGCCUAGCUGCAUAUCAAGUUAGCGGGGUGUUAUUGAACGCAGUUCGCGACACGGUUAGCCAUUGUGGCUGGGACCGCUGAUUGACCCGGGUUUGUGGCUGUCUCGAUCCCUGCUGUUUGUUGCUUUCAAUCUUCCCUGUGACCUGCCCUGUCUGGAACUGAGAGGAGUAACAGCAUAACCUACGUUGCUAGCUACCAUGACAAAGACCAAAGCCGAUGGGAGUACCGUUGAGGACAGUGCCAGUGGUGUCUCUCUAUCACACGUGAAGGAUCUUUUAAAAUGAAAAAAUACCUACAAGCAGUCGUUACAACAAGAAAAUAGCUUCAAAUGUUUUGCCCAAAUACUUGUGGAUUCUACUAAUAAAAGAAUGGACGACCUGACCAGAGAGGUCCAAGACCUGAAGAACCGUUUGCAGUUCUCCCAGGGUCAGCUCGACGAGUUGAAACAGGAGAACGGCAAGAUGACAGCAAUCUGAAAGUCAUUGAGAGAGGACAUCAGUUCUGUAUGUGAAUCCAUGAUAAUCAGAGUUUUACAUCAUCGUUAUCUCGAGGGAUAAUCAAGGCAGAACAUGGUUGUGGACGGAAUUGCAGAAUCUCAACAUGAGACCUGGACGGAGUCUGAGGGCAAAGUGAGGGAAAUUAUUUGAGAAAUUGAAGAUGGACCACAGGAAAAUUGCAGGUGACAGGCCCAGACCGAUAGUGGUCAAGUUCCUGAUGUUCAAGGACAAGGUAGCUGUUUUGGAAAGAGUCAAGAACUUGAGAGGAACGUAUAUUUUCCUCAGCGAGGACUAUCCUGAAACUGUGCGCCAGAAGAGGAAAGAACUGAUCCCAGCCAUGAAACUGCCAGAGUGCAUGAGGACAUUGCGUACAUCCACUAUGACAGAUUAAUUGUCCACCCUCCCUCCCAGAAGCCUGGAAGGGAUAAGAGAGCCGAGCCUAUGGGCUCGUAGCCUCAACCCCGCAGCACACACACACCAACUGAUUAAUGGACUGCUGAAUGUAUAUGUCUUUCUCUUGCUUUGUUCGCUCUUUUCAGUAUUAUGUCUAUCUCUGAUAAGCUACCCAGGAAAGGGCUGAAAAUAGCUCAUAUUAAUAUAUGCAGCUUUAGAAAUAAAGUCAAUAACUUGAUAACAUUCAUAUAUUAGCCAUUUGAGACUCACUUAAAUAAUUAAUUUGAUGUUACAGCAGUAGCAAUACAAGGAUAUAACAUUUACAGAAGAGACAGGCAUGUUUAUGGGGGAGGGGUUGCUGUAUAUAUUCAGUCAUAUCCCUGUAAUGUUUAUAGGGGAGGUGUUGCUGUAUAUAUUCAGUCAUAUCCCUGUAAUGCUUAUAGGGGAGGUGUUGCUGUAUAUAUUCAGUCAUAUCCCUGU